Molecule: messenger RNA, 465 nt
Organism: Closterium sp. Naga37s-1
Lineage: Eukaryota; Viridiplantae; Streptophyta; Zygnematophyceae; Desmidiales; Closteriaceae
Source: the annotation of a GenBank genome assembly
AUGAGAUCGCUGGGGGCUUCAUUGCGCUCUAAGCCCCCUCCUCCCUCUCAGUUUACUACGCACCAUCUCGCACCUCACCUUUCAUUCAACCAUGCCUAUCCCUCUCCUCGUCUCGCCCUCUUCCCCGUUGCAGCGCCAUUCCACUUCGCCCCGCUCCCAGCCCCAGCAGCAGCCAGCGCGGAUCAGAUUGCGGGCGGUGGUGGCGGGGGGUCGGGGGAAGGCGGGGCGGAGGCGGGAGGCGGAGGGGAGGGGCGGAAGGAGGAGGUCGGGGAGUGGCGGCAGUGGAUCCAGCAGGCGCUCUCCAGUGCAUGUGCUUCCGGCAAGAUCAGACCCAGGAACAAGGUGAGCCCGCAGUCUCACUCUCCUCAUGUUAGGUUCGGCAAGGACCCGAACCUGGAGUCGGGGGAGCCGGACGAGGAGGAGCUUGACAUGGCAGCUGCUGUUGUGGGGGACGAUGAGCUCUAA